CCACCGCUUUAUCGCCACGCGCCCGCUAUUCUGGUGGUCCCCGUGGUCACCGCUGCGGCGGGCGUGCGUCUACCUCUCCACCAACCAGUACUUCGACUACAUCGUCAUGGCCACCAUCCUGCUCAACUGUGUCUUCCUAGCCAUGUCCGAGACUAUCGAAGAGGCUGAGUACAUAUUCCUCGCAAUCUACACGUUGGAGAUGAUAAUCAAGUGCAUAGCGAAAGGCUUCAUCCUGAACAAGUACACGUACCUGCGGAACCCGUGGAACUGGCUAGACUUCGUGGUGAUCACGUCGGGCUACGCGACCAUCCGCCUGGACCUGGGGAACCUCGCUGGCUUGAGGACGUUCAGGGUGCUGCGGGCGCUGAAGACAGUGUCCAUCAUGCCUGGCUUGAAGACCAUCAUCAACGCGCUACUGCACUCCUUCAAGCAGCUGGCCGAGGUCAUGACGCUGACCAUCUUCUGUCUGAUGGUGUUCGCGCUGUUCGCUCUGCAGGUCUACAUGGGCGAACUGAGGAACAAGUGUGUGCUGAACUACCAGGGCGUGGAGGGGGAGAAUUUCACGGAUGACGCUUGGUACAGAUGGAUCAAUGACACGCGCAACUGGUGGGUGGACGAAGACGGCGACCCCAUCAUCUGCGGCAACCUGACCGGCGCCCGGCACUGCGCGCCCACCCACACGUGCCUGUGCAUCGGCCCCAACCCCAACCACGGGUACACCAACUUCGACAACUUCCUGUGGUCCAUGCUUACCACAUUCCAGCUUAUUACGCUGGACUACUGGGAGAAUGUGUACAAUAUGGUGCUAUCGUCCUGCGGGCCGAUGUCCGUGUCAUUCUUCACGGUGGUGGUGUUCUUCGGCUCGUUCUACCUCAUCAACCUGAUGCUGGCCGUCGUGGCGCUCAGCUACGAGGAGGAGUCGCAGAUCACGCAAGAGGAAAGAAAAAAGGACCUAAACGAGCACAGGGACGACUCGACGUUCAGUUUCGACCCAACGUCGCUGGCCGUCAGGACCCUAGCCAAGGACUCAAAGAAGAGGAUAGACGCCCGCAAAGGGCUUCUAUUAGCAUCGUAUUCACGGAAGCGGACGAGGAGACGCAAACGGGGGAAGAGCGCCAUACACCAUGCUGCUGCCGUUGCUGCUGUGGCUGAGAGGUCACGGUCCCGGUCCCGGUCGCGGUCCGUGACGCCGAGCGCGUCGCCGCCGCCGAUGCCCGCGCCGCCCCCGCCGCCCCCGCACACGCUGCACCCCGACAACGCACUAGUGAUACUCUUCGCAGGUCGCGGGGCGCUAAGCGCCGCGGGCCGGCAGCUGAGCGACCACAGCAACAACCGCGAGUCGUCGCUGGACGACUCGGGCGUCGUCGACGACCACGACGACGGGGAGCACACGUCCGACGACCAGGCGCCGCAUCCGCAUCCGCAUCCACAUCCGCAUCCGCAUCCGCACCCGCAUCCUCAUCCUCAUCCGCGGCGGGCUCACGUGCAGUUGCCCCCGCCGCCGCCGCCACAGCCGCCUACUAUGCUGGCUUUGAUGCCACGGGAACCAGCACAAACACAGCCACCCCAAUCAAAGCAGAAAUCGUCAGACAAGAAAAAAGGGGACAAGAGCAUCCAAGAGAAGUAUCCGCUGAACCCGGACUACCUCAACCAGAUCGUGGUGCUAGGGGCGGACUGGCCAUACAAGCGCGCGCCCGACCUCCCCCAAGCGGAGACGACGAAAAUUAAUGAGCUCAGUUUAUUGGCAGCCACGCACAAAACUCAUAUGGGCAAUUAUGAACAAAAUUGCACUUACUUCACAGACGAACUGAUGGACAGAAACUGUGAAUGCUGCGUGACUUGCUGUAUUGACUACGAGGGCUGGCUGCAGUUUCAGAACUGUCUGUACGGCAUUGUGAAGGACCCACUAUUCGAGUUGUUCAUAACAACGUGUAUAGUUCUCAAUACGCUGUUCCUAGCAUUGGAGCACCACGGCAUGAGCGAAAACGUUAGAAAUGUAUUAGAUAUAGGAAAUAAGGUGUUCACGUCAAUAUUUACUUUAGAGUGUAUAAUGAAAGUGAUGGCGAUGAGCAAGGAUUUCUUCGCCUGCGGCUGGAACAUAUUCGACUUGAUCAUAGUGUCGGCCAGUCUGCUCGAUCUCAUAUUUGAGCUUGUUGACGGCCUUUCUGUACUACGGGGCCUUCGCUUGUUGCGUGUGUUAAAGUUAGCUCAAUCGUGGACUACAAUGAAAGUGUUGUUGAGUAUUAUAAUAUCGACAAUCGGUGCUCUCGGUAAUUUGACGUUCGUGUUAGUGAUAGUUAUAUACAUAUUCGCUGUUAUCGGUAUGCAACUGUUCUCUAAGUCGUACACACGCGAAAAGUUCGAGCCGGACGAUGUGCCCAGGUGGAACUUCAAUGAUUUCUUCCACUCGUUCAUGAUGAUAUUCCGGAUCCUAUGCGGCGAGUGGAUCGAGCCGUUGUGGGACUGCAUGCGCGCCGAGCAGGAGAACGGCGCCGAGAGCUGCUUCUUCAUCUUCCUCCCCGCUCUCGUCAUGGGCAACUUCAUGGUGCUCAACCUCUUCCUUGCCUUGUUGCUCAACAGCUUUAACAGCGAAGAGCUUAAAAAUAAGAAGGAGGUAAUCAAAAAGGAAGUAGGCGAGGAUUCCAAGCUAGCUAAAAGUUUCGAUAGAAUACGUUCCAUAGUAAGAAAAAAAGGUUUUCUUAUAUCAAGAAGCAAAGAGACUGAAAAGAAAUCUAAGUUAGAAGAGCUAGUUAACGAGUUUAUGAUACAAAACCGCGCGGCGCAGAAAAAGGCGUCGAUACCUAGCGAACAGAAUGCUUACUUUUCCAAUGUGCAGGAGACUACGGUCCUGUUUCCUCACGACAAUAUCUAUAGUCAUAGUUACCAAGAAGCGUUAAACAGGCCAGUAGUAGGAUUUGACUACCCUACUCUAUUUCAAUCCGGAAACAACUUCAAUCACGGUAGCCAAGAAACUUUAAAAGAUGUAAAGGACUUUGCAAUAGAACAUAAAAUAACUAGUAUUCGAGAAGAUUCCAAAGAGAACCUGGAUGACUUGUCUGUAGCGACGGACCAGGUGAACGCGCAAAGGUUAUUGAAUCAAAUGUCUUCGGGAUACCAUACUCAGCCUUCAGAGACAAAAGAUGAUAACGAGCAAUACGAAAUGGCGCAUAUGUCCACUAGGACGACACCAGAAAAAUCUAAGAGACAAGGAAGGGAGCCACCAAACGUUUCAUGUAAGGAAUCUGGCAAAAGACCAGAAGACGAAGACAUGAAGCGUCCGUGGCAAACUUUGGUCUCUUAUGUAGAUGAAUUAACCGUAGGUGGGAGAAAAAACUCCAAGGGGCAGUACGCUGAUGCAAUGGGAAAUUUUCCGGGAUUCGGGACCCAGAAAGAGGAGAAAGUUCCACAAGAUUGUUACCCGGUUCAGUGCUACGAUUACUGUCCUUGUUGGGAUACAUGUAUCAAAACAAAGAUGGGUCAGCGAUGGAUGGUAUUCCGUACAUUCGUUAUGCGGUAUGUCGACACACCAGCAUUUGAGUGGUUCGUCCUAGUACUAAUUUUCGCAUCUAGCAUAACCCUUUGCUUCGAAGACAUACAUCUCGAAAAAAACAAGCCGCUCAAGAAAAUUCUUUACUGGACAAAUCUCGGCUUUUGUAUGAUUUUCGUAAUUGAAAUGUUUCUCAAAUGGAUUGCGCUGGGGUUUUUUCGAUACUUCACGAGUUUUUGGACGUUGCUGGAUUUUACUAUAGUUUUUGUGUCAGUGUUUAGUUUGUUAAUAGAAGAAAAUGAAAACUUGAAGGUGUUAAGGUCGCUCAGAACUUUGCGAGCACUGCGACCACUGCGAGCAAUAUCGAGAUGGCAGGGAAUGCGAAUCGUAGUAAACGCAUUGAUGUACGCAAUACCCAGUAUCUUCAACGUGCUACUUGUCUGUUUAGUGUUUUGGUUAAUUUUUUCCAUAAUGGGUGUGCAAUUUUUUGGGGGAAAAUUCUACAAGUGUGUCGACAGCGAAAACCGGCUAUUACCUAUAGCAGAAGUGAAUGAUAAAUGGGAGUGUUACUAUAACAACUACUCUUGGGUGAACUCCAAAAUAUCGUUCGACCAUGUAGGUAUAGCGUAUCUGGCACUUUUCCAAGUGGCUACAUUCGAAGGCUGGAUGGAAGUGAUGGCGGACGCCGUAGACGCACGGGGGGUGGACCUACAACCAGCCAGAGAAGCUAACCUUUACGCUUACAUCUAUUUUGUAAUAUUCAUAGUGUGUGGAUCGUUCUUCACUCUUAAUUUAUUCAUAGGAGUUAUUAUAGAUAAUUUUAAUAUGCUUAAGAAAAAGUACGAAGGUGGAGUCUUAGAAAUGUUCCUGACAGAAAGUCAAAAACAUUACUACACAGCCAUGAAGAAACUUGGCAGAAAGAAGCCCCAGAAAGUAAUAAAAAGGCCAAGGAAUCAGUUCCUUGCGAUGUUUUACGACUUGUCAAACUCGCGACGUUUUGAAAUUGCGAUUUUCGUACUUAUAUUCUUGAACAUGUUGACGAUGGGCAUAGAACAUUACGAUCAACCACAUUCCGUUUUCUUUAUAUUAGAAGUUAGUAACGCGUUUUUCACUACAGUAUUUGGAUUAGAGGCAAUAGUGAAAAUAAUAGGGCUCCGCUACCACUACUUCACGGUUCCAUGGAACGUGUUCGACUUCCUGCUCGUGCUAGCGUCUAUCCUCGGUAUCCUCAUGGAAGACAUUAUGAUAGACCUGCCGAUAUCCCCCACCUUACUCCGGGUAGUCCGCGUGUUUCGUAUAGGGAGAAUUUUAAGACUGAUUAAAGCCGCUAAGGGCAUUAGAAAGCUGCUAUUUGCGUUGGUGGUGUCCCUGCCCGCGCUCUUCAAUAUCGGCGCGCUACUGGCGCUCAUCACGUUCAUCUACGCCAUCAUAGGCAUGUCCGUGUUCGGCCACGUUAAAGAGCAAGGCGCGCUAGACGAUCUCGUCAACUUCCAGACCUUUGGGAGGAGCAUGCAGCUGCUUUUUCGUCUCAUGACGUCAGCCGGCUGGAACGACGUUCUAGAAUCAUUAAUGAUUACACCCCCCGACUGCGAAUAUGGCGACCACGGCAACAAUGGGAACUGCGGAAGCCCUCUCCUCGCCAUCACCUACUUCACAUCCUUCAUCAUCAUCAGCUACAUGAUUGUCAUUAACAUGUACAUCGCCAUUAUUUUGGAGAACUUCAAUCAAGCCCAUCAAGAAGAGGAAAUAGGAAUAGUUGAAGAUGACUUGGAAAUGUUCUACAUCAGAUGGUCUAAAUACGAUCCACACGCAACACAGUUUAUAAGUUUCGCUCAGCUCUCAGAUUUCAUCGCCUCUCUGGAUCCACCGUUAGGAAUACCGAAACCAAAUACAGUAGCGUUAGUCAGUUUCAAUCUCCCCAUUGCCAGAGGAAACAAGAUCCACUGUCUAGACAUUCUUCAUUCGUUAGUCAAACAUGUCCUCGGCCACGUCGAAGAGACAGACACCUUCAGGCAAUUACAGGAACAGAUGGAUAUCAAGUUUAAGAAACAGUUUCCAACGAGAAAGGAACUGGAGAUCGUUUCGUCUACUAGGAUAUGGAAGAGAGAAGACAAAGCCGCUCGAACGAUACAGCGGACGUUUAGGGAGUAUAUCAAACGAAAGAAUCGUAGUCCUUCAAAUGAGGAGGAGAGUACAAAGUGGUCGCCUGGCGGUGGUUGGGGCGGUCGCCUCAGCGCUUUGCUGCACGUCCGAAGAGGGUCGCACGCGUCGACUAGUCGGAAAUCCUCUCGAGCUUCCGACGCUUCGGACCUGAGCGAGUUAGGAGGGGCUUGGCUUAACCUGCCCCUCCUACUCCUGCCGGGGGCCACGCCUGGUGACCAGGUUCCGAGCGGGUCCGAAUCGGCGCCGCCGCGGCGUCGCUCGGCGUACGGUUUGCCGCUAUUCCUACGACACCAGGACGCGGUGGAUGAGGACGGCGGGCCCAAACGCGCAGGUUCCCUUCGUCUAACGUCGCUGCGGUCGUCGGCGCGGCGCGCGACGUCGCCGGCGCGCGCGCACACGCCGUCGCCGCACGCGAGCAGCGCCGUCAGCAUCCUCGUGACCGAGGCGUCGCCCGACGCCGCGCCGCCGCCGGCCGCGCCGCCGACGGUGGUGCGCGUGCUGGUGCACCGCGAGAGCGACGAGCGGCCCAGCUGAUCCGAGUCCGCCGAGCCUGUCGGCCAACCGCAGACUCCCCCCGAGACGGUCUAGUGUUCCGGCCCGAGUGUCAAAUGUUUAUCGACCGCUCGCAAGCGCGGCUGGAGUGAUUGUGAUUUUUUAAAUUUAAUCUAGCUUUAUGACCACGUCUAUUAAUGUACGAGUGCGGCGUAGUACCCGGAACUUCCAAUAGCGACGUUUUAUCGUGUCUCAUCAAUUUUAAAACUAGAUAGAUAUUCAGUAUUCGCGCCGCUUCAUAGUCGCCGGUGGAUUGUACAGCUGUUUUUAUGAUAUUUACUAGUUGUAUGAGGAAUCUCGAUGAUGGUUGUAUUUGACGACUUUGUUGUAAAUAGUAUUUAGAAUACGAGAACGACUGAUACCGACACCUGAAGUCUACGGCGGGCGCUUCGUCUCCGUUUAGUUUAACCGCUAUCUUAAAAAUACGGCGAUAAAUAACAGUAGUGAAUACCUGAAUCGAAAAGAGCUCGGCAAGCGUAAACUCGAGUUAUAACAGAGCUAAAUUAUAGUGAAAAAUAAUAAGAAACGUCAAUUUUCGCCUUAGUGAAAUAGAAAUUAAAUUGUUUAUACAAUUUAUAGCAUAGAUAUGGUAGAUGUAGGCAUCGUUUCAGUUUCACAGUGCCUCUCGCUAUUUAUUAUAAAGAAGGGUUUCCGCGAGCGAGUUUUUCAAUAGAUGGCAGCACCGUGGCGAGAGGUCUAGCUGUCAUAAUCCACCAAUCAUGUUUAACAUUAACCAUGUUUUUUUAUUGGUGGAUUUUGACAGCAGCUGUCAAAUAGAACUCUCGUCACGGUGCUGCCAUCUAGUGAAAAUCUCGAUCGCGGAAACCCUCAGUAGUUAAGACGCCGGUUGUUUGCUGAAUAUAAUUAAAUCACUCGUAAAGCUGGCACGCGGUUUUAUGGAAUGCAAUUGAAUUGUGAAGACAAGCAGUGCCUUUACCACACCGGAUAGACAGCGACGCUUUAUGAUUUUAGUGCGAAUGAAUUUGAACUUUAACAUUGGUAAUUGAAGGUUCAUAAUUCCAAAUUCCAGUUCAUUACACGAAAAUCUCGCCUGGGGUUUUUUUUUCACUAGCUCAAAUUUAACCUUUAAAAUGAUCCUGCUCGCACAAGAUAGGUAUACAUAGGUACUUUUUUUAAUAAUUCACUUAUGCCAGAUAAAAUUUGUAUAAAACGUGAAGCUAUGUUUGGAUAUCGACAUUUUGAAAACUUAUAGCCAUCUCUUCAGUUAGUAAAUGACAACUUUGAUCUCUUAUACAUAAUAUAAACAUGACGCCCUUAGUCACAAAUUUAGCCGCUAAAUUCCGCCUAGCAAUAAAAAUAUGUAGGUACUGUAUCAAAAACAACAACAAGAGACCUGACGUGGCCUUACCACGAUGUCCUUAUCGCGAUUCUGUUUAGAACCUAAACUGAAUUGCUAAGGGACGGAGUUAUGCGACUUAUAUAGCUCCGUCCUUUAGCAAUUGGCUACUUUUCUACUAGUCAAAUCAGCUUCUUUUUUAGAAAUGUCAAAACGAUUUAGGUACUAAUAUUUAAUUUAUAUGAAAACUUGUGUAGUGACAUCACAGUCAACUCACCUACUUUUUAUACUUCCAUCCGAUUUAUUAAAUAUAAAUUAUGUUUAAAAAUAACUGCUAUCUAUGUUUUCCUAAUAAUUAUCUGGUGCUUUAUUUCGUGCACGGUGUGAAAUAAUUUAUUUUGAGUAUAGGAAAGUACCCAAUUCAGUUUAGGACAUCAUGGUAAGGCCCUGUACAGUUGUUUCUGAGCACCGUUUCCUUUCAGAUGGGUUUGAUAGCUAUGUAAUACAUUAGCCUUCAUUUAAAGUCAUAGUAAAUUAAUCCUAUAUAAUUAAGUAGGUUACCUAUUUUGUAAAUCAAAGUAACCUACAUCGGUACAUAAUUUUCAAUGAUUGCUGGCAUUUAUUGAGGAGAUUCAUUUGUUCUAAUGAUUCACGUUUUUUGUACUUAGUACCUGUAACCGUAAGGACUUAAAGUUCAAAAUACGAAAGCACAAAAUAUUAGAUUAGAAUGAAUUAUCUUUCGUGAUUGUUAUUGAACGUAUCAGUAUUAUUUUACCCUUAGAAACUGCAAAAAUACCUCAACAUGUUUUAAAUAAUGUCGGGCCCGUCCACGCUUUAAGUUUCGUUAAUUAAUUGUAAUAUUAGCCGACAUGCGAAAAAUGUAACCUAGAUCGAGGUUCAAUCUUAUUGUGCUACUCAGCGAUAGUUUAGAAAUUUUGUUAAAGUAAGGACGCCAAGAACGAAUAAUUUCGUACACUGAACCGCCAUUUCUUAUCUACUAUCCUGCACAUCGCCGGUCAAUGCCACAAUGCGAGCGGGACAGUAAUAAAAAUACUUAUGCGCGUGCGAUUGAGAUAGGAAAUAGCGGGUCAGUGUAAGGAAUUCUUCGUGCUUGGCGUCCAUUCGUUAUAAGUAAAUGAUUCUCAAAUGAUAGCUUUAAGCAGGCUAGCCGAAGUGUACUUCAAAUUACUUACAUGUUUGCAUAGUAAAAGUAAAAUAGGACAUAUGGGUCGAUCAGUUAUUUCUUGUAGCUAUUGAGCUCGUCAGCCAGGAGACAACUGUAACACAGUUUAGAAAAAAUGUUGUAUCUACCCAAAACAUAUCUACUACCAGGUGCUAUGCUUAGAUGGGUCAUAGCUACUCGUGGCGGCCUCCACUAAGAACUAUGUACCUACUUACAAAAGGUUUGGAGAAUUUAAAUCCUUGAAAAUUACGGUUUUAAGUGUUACAAGGGGCGUAACCAUGUAACCUAAGCGACAAGAAAUAGUUGAUAGACCCGCUACAAUCUAUAUACAUAAAUUAAACUUCUGUGUAACAAAAGCUAUUCUGCAACCUGAUGUCCAUUCAAUGUUUCUUCCUAGGUUUGGCUUGAUAAGCAACUUUAUGUAAAGUAUGUCGUUUUGAAGUAGGAAGUUGUUUAUCAAAGACUCUGGUGUGAAUAACUGUUACUAGCGUAUGGGUGUCAUUGACAGGAACACAGCUAAUUGUUAGAACGAGAAGUCCGAACUUCAUAUAUUACUGUAUUUUUCUAGCAGUUAUGUCCCUGCCUAUCAGGCACAUGAAUAAGUCAUGCAUUAGGCUUUAACCCUUUUCCAGGCCGCACCAAUCUACAAGAUUAAAUCCAAAUAUAUUCCAAUUAAUCCAGCUUUGAUGAUUCAUUUAAAGACAUGUCAAUUUUCCCAAUCUAAUUUGAAUCUUAAAUCGGAAUGCUAAAGUUGAAAUUCUAGUGGCGCGUAUGUGGUCGAUAAAUCGUACUAUGCCUGGAAAAGGGUUAACUCU
This is a messenger RNA of Cydia fagiglandana, 9497 nucleotides long. RefSeq names its product sodium channel protein 60E-like (gene SC1). The record is from RefSeq and is a predicted model, not a curated record. Bases 107 to 6184 code for a protein of 2025 amino acids. Gene Ontology annotation, cellular component: plasma membrane; voltage-gated sodium channel complex. Gene Ontology annotation, molecular function: protein binding; voltage-gated sodium channel activity. NCBI's taxonomy places the organism in Eukaryota, Metazoa, Arthropoda, Insecta, Lepidoptera, Tortricidae. The transcript has 28 exons. Gene Ontology annotation, biological process: sodium ion transmembrane transport; membrane depolarization during action potential; neuronal action potential.